GCCUGGUAAUGGGUAACUUGAUGACGCAUCUGGGUUGCCUUAUUUGCAUUAUGUUGAGGCAUACAGAUGACGUCAUAAAAGUUAUCAGGCAAACUCCCUCUUUUAAACAACCUUGAAAGCGGUGACAGUUUUGAUUUUUUUAUGUGGCCACUGCUUGAAUCAUGAGAACCCUCUUUCAAAACGAAUAAGAAAAUAUUGAAUACUAAUACUAAUAAUACUAAUACAAAAUUAUAAACAAACCAAAGAUUUUACUGGUUGGUCUUGAAAGCUGAUAAGCGACAAAUUAAAAUAAUACAUCAUCAGAUCUCCACCAGUCAGUACUACUUUGUACUAAUGUAUUGUCUUUGUUUGCGUGGUUAAGUAGAAAUGUUCAGUGGCAAAAAAAAAGAGAAAAAGGAGAUCAGUACCACUAAGGGUACAUCAAGCUUUCAUCAAACAACAACUGUAAAAAAAUCAGAUCAUGGAACCACAGUAACUAAAACUACACAAAUCACUUCUUUAUCAGCUUGCACCCAAAGUUCCACAAGAGAGGAGAGAAGUCAUUCUUUUAGUACUACUGGGUCAUUUGGAUUUGAUGGAACAGCUUCUAUAUCUGGACCCAAUGCUUCUUCAUAUCAAAGCCCUUAUUUUAAUAGAACAUAUUCAUUGUAUGGAUCCAAAGUAACACCCUCUGUGGAUGCUAGUCCCUUUACACCAACCCGCCUUGAAACUACUGGAUCAUCUUCUUUCCUAGCAAAUAGAAGUGGAACAGCUACUGCAUCAAGUCCCAUUGUGUCAUUUUCAUCAGCUUUGCCUCUUAACCGCUUAAACUAUACCGGUGGUUACACUAGUCCUUAUAACAGAGGCGCUUAUGGAGGGAGCCAUUCUACACUUGCUGUUCCAAAUCAAACUAGUUCAGCUACUGCCAAAACUAAUAAUGCGGUUCCAACCUAUAAAAAUCAAAACGUCAAAUUAGGCAAAGCUUUACUAAUAAAUAAUGUUAAAUUUAUAGAAACAAAAGAUGAGAGGCAAGGAGCUAAAAAAGAUUCUGAAGACUUUGGGAAAUUUUUGAAAAAAAUUAACUUCGACGUUGAUCAUAAAUUGAAUAUGAAAGGAAAAGACAUGUUGAAAAAAGUUAAAGAUUUUAGUAAAUCGGAUUUUUCACGGCACGACAUAUCUUUAGUAGUUAUUAUGUCUCAUGGUAAUAAUCUAAUAAAAAGUGGAGAAAGGAUUAGAGGUGGAUUCACACAAAUUGCUGGAACUGAUAAUGAGCCUGUAUCCACUGAGGACAUAAUUGAACAAUUUGUGGCGACAAGUAGUCAUCCUAGUCUUAGAGGAAAGCCAAAGAUUUUUAUUUUUCAAUGUUGCAGAGGCGAAAAAGACCAAGAAAUUUGCCACGACGCAGCCCCAAUAGGAAAACAACUGAAGGAAUAUUCUGACAUACUUGUUGCAUAUUCAACUUUGCCAGGGUACUUAUCAAAUCGUGACCCCAAAUCUGGGACUUGGUACAUACAAAGUAUUUGCGAUGUAUUUCAAAAACAUUACAAAGACCAUCACAUAGAAGAGAUGCUCAAAAUUGUUGAUCAUCAGCUAUCAUUGAAACAUCCAAAAUUUACACAAACUUCCACUUAUGAAAGUAGGGGAUUUAAACAAUGUUUUUUAUGUAAAAAUUAGUCUAAUUUUAUAAAAAUAAAAAAAUUAGGAUAAAAUGUGACUAAGAUUGUAAUAGGUUUAGAGAAGGAUCAGUUCCUAAGUAUAACUGUGUUAUAAGGCUCAAUAUUAGAGUUAGUUAUUAGUUUAAGGGCCCGUUUAUUCACCUUCUGAUAAACUGUCAGGUAUGCAAUCUGUCGGAUAAAAACGCAAUCUGUAAUUCCAUUGGUCGGUCAGUUGUUUGUCGACCAAUGAACCUGAAGAUGAAUAAACCAGGCCAAAGUGAUCAAAAUAUGUUACCAGAGAGUCUAUAAUUAUUGGUUAUUAAUCUAUGUUGUAAAAUGCUAAAGAUCAGUAUUUAUUUUAUCAUCUAGUUUUGUAAAAGUAUACUUCAACAUAUGUAUUUUGAAAUUAUACACGUAUUCCAUAACAUAUUCUCAAACAAAAAUAAAAUAUCUUUCCUCAAGUUUUAGUAUUAUUGCAGAAAAUAUUUACUUGACUCCAUCUCUUAUUUUUAAUGUCACCAUAAAUAAUUUUCCAAACUUUCUGUUUAAAAUGUUGAAGAACAAAGGCUUAAGGAAUUAUUGAAUAUUGACUAUGGCUAAUAAAACAACAAGAAAAGUGUGCAAAUAUCAAUUUAAUUAACUCAAAUCAAAAAUACAGUAAGUGAUGUUAGCUAGGUAUGUAUAUCAAUUGUGUUAUUGUUAUUAGUUCAAAAAACAAUUAUGAGUUUGCAAAGGUACUACUUUUGUAGAGGUAUUUAUAUUAAAAGUAUGCUGCCUUCUGUUAUAAAAAUAAAAUUUUAAAUUCAACAAACAUAGUCAGACAUCACUUAAUUUUUUUCUUUAAAUAAAUCCAACAUAAAUAUGUAAUUGCUAUUUACUUUCCAGUUAACAUUUGACUUUUCAAAUUAACCAUAAAUUAUUCUUCAGUCAAUCCACAGUUUAUUAGAAAAAUUAUGGUUCAUUUUUCAAAUUUGUCUUGAUGAAUAUUAUCUAUCGCUAGUGUCAGCUAGUAAAACUGACGAGGAUAUGGCCAUUUUGGUUUACUAGAACUAAAUUUAUCUGGCUCCAAAAUAAAUUAAUAACCAUAGCAGGUCAUUUUCCUACAAAUGAUUCUCCCAUAUUAAUUAAUGGGGUAAUUGUGUUUUUCAUCUAGCACUGAAAUUUUGUACCUACUAGGUGAUUGGCUGUGCUUUGUUCAAUUGAGUCAUUGCCAAAGUUGUUUUUUUUUUUAUGGCACUGUGGAUGGCCUCAAGUAAAAAUAAAUGGUAGAAAAAAUGGUGCUAAGUAGGAGGUACCUAAAAAUUUAAGGAGUCAAAUGUUAAUAAAAAAAAUAGGAAAGGUUACUUUUUCAAAGAAUAUCCUAUUAUAUAACAAUAUUUCUACUCUAAAACUAAACUAUCUUAUCCAAAACAUGGUAUCACAAAAAAAAUUUUUGGUUGCUGCACUAAUUCUAAUUUGUCACAAAUUGUAGAUGACUUUCAGUCGUACUGUUUAACUCUAAUUCCCUCAACAUUUCAUCAGCUUUUUCCAAUAGUACUUCUGUAAAAAAAUUAAUUUGAGUCCCAAAAGUGUAUUCUUCGCUCGUGAAUUUAAAUCUCAAUCCAAGCACUACAUUCAAAGCUGACACAUCAUAAAAAUGGCACCCCGAAUAUCUGUAAGAUGGCUUUUUAUCAAAUCUGCAACCAACUGAUUGCGCUCCAAUAGGGAAUAUGCAAUCUUGUGUUAGAGCACAUUGCACCCAAGGUAACAUUAUUUGUUUGUGAACUUCUGGUGUGUUAAUUAAAAAUAUUACAUUUGCUUGAACCAUUUGUAAAAACUGAAAAUUUUCUGCAUCUGUCCGGAAAUAUUCGAACAUUUUCUUGUGCGUUAAACUGGUAACAGGACUUUUUGUUUUUAACAUGAAAGUCAAAACUCCUUGUUUUAGAACUUGAUUCUCAUAAAUAUCCAUAAUCAUUGAUUGUGUGACAUCAUGCAUAAAUCUAUAGUUGCAUUCUAUAAAGAGUAUGGCACCUGUAUGACUUAAAGCAUCCUGUAUUACCACAGGUCUGUAGGCAUGUAACUUUUCAUCCAAAAUGUGAGAAGGAAAAGUAUAUAGAUCUAAAGUAAUAAUUUGACAUCUAGAACUAUUGCAAUAAUUCUGUAAUAUUUUUAAACCACCAUCCGUAACUCCUAAAUUAUAAAUUAAGAUAGUGUUGUUAGGUAAAACUCUUGGAAUGUUGGCAAUAAAUCCAACAGCUUGACUUUCUUGUCCUUCCAGCACAUAAGUAACUACUACGGGUAAUGAUGUAUUUCUCCAUAUAUCUUUUGGAUAUAAUCUAGGAUUUUCUUCCGAGAAGCCUAAGGAAUCUAGUAAUUUUUGAUUGGUGAUUAAUGUUUUAGUUUCU
Ceutorhynchus assimilis (cabbage seed weevil) is the source of this 4018-nucleotide messenger RNA. The record is from the annotation of a GenBank genome assembly. NCBI's taxonomy places the organism in Eukaryota, Metazoa, Arthropoda, Insecta, Coleoptera, Curculionidae.